AUGGAGGACGCGGAGCUGCGCUGCACGGUGGCCGUGGAGCAGCCGCUGCCGGGGGGACAGGCCCCGCGGCGCCGCGUGAUGCGGGGCGCGCUGGUGCUGCUGGGCCGCAACGAGCUGCGGCAGCCGGUGCUGCGGGUGGUCGGCAGCGGCGGGGUGCCCCGCGCGGAGAGGCGGCCCCUGGCGAGGCUCUCGGCGGAGCAGGAGGCGGUGCUGGGCGCCGUGCGGAGCGGGAAGAGCGUCUUCUUCACCGGCUGUGCAGGGACCGGGAAGUCGUUCCUGCUGAAGAAGAUUGUGGGCUCCCUCCCUCCGAAGAGCACCUAUGCCACAGCCAGCACAGGAGUGGCAGCUUGCCACAUUGGCGGCACCACUCUCCACGCCUUCGCAGGGAUCGGCUCUGGGAAGGCACCGCUGGAACAGUGUAUUCAGCUGGCAGAGCGGCCUGGGGUGCGCCAGCACUGGCUGGCCUGCCAGCACUUAAUUAUCGAUGAGAUCUCAAUGGUGGAUGGCAAGCUCUUUGACAAGCUGGAGGCAGUAGCGAGGGUAGUCAGAAAACGGGAUGAGCCUUUUGGAGGAAUUCAGCUAAUCAUCUGUGGGGACUUCUUGCAGCUACCCCCAGUCUGCAAGGCUAAUGAAGAAACCAAGUUCUGCUUCCAGGCAAAAAGCUGGAGGAAAUGCAUCCACAUAAACAUGGAGCUGACUGAAGUGCGGAGACAGACCGACAAGACCUUUGUCUCACUCCUGAGUGCAGUUCGUUUAGGCAGGUGCACAGAGGAGGUUACCAGACUGCUGAUGCAGACUGCUGCUAACAGGUCUGAGCGUGAUGGGAUCCUGGCUACGCGGCUCUGCACCCAUAAAGAUGAUGUAGAAAUAACUAAUGAGAGAUGCUUGCAACAGCUAUCAGGAGAAGUGCACACUUUUGAGGCUUUGGACAGUGACCCAAUGCUAGCGAAGUUAAUUGAUGCUCAGUGUCCUGUGGGUGGUAGAGUUGAGCUAAAGCUUGGAGCUCAGGUGAUGCUAGCUAAGAAUCUGGAUGUGUCUCAAGGGCUGGUGAAUGGGGCACGAGGAGUUGUUGUAGGAUUUGAAAGUCAACAGAAGGGGCUGCCUAAGGUGAGGUUUCUCUGUGGGGCCACACAGGUCAUCAAAAUGGAGAAAUGGGUCUUCAAAGGACCAUCAGGAGUUCAUCUGAGUCGUCAACAGUUGCCUUUAAAAUUGGCAUGGGCCAUUUCCAUUCACAAGAGUCAGGGCAUGUCUUUAGAUUGUGUGGAAAUCUCCCUGUCUCGUGUCUUUGAAAGUGGGCAGGCUUAUGUAGCUCUUUCCCGAGCCCGUAGCCUUGCAGGUCUCCGUGUUCUGGAUUUUGAUCCGAAAGUUGUGAGAGCUGAUCCUUCUGUGUUGCAGUUCUAUAGACAGCUGAGGCAUCAUCAACUUCUAACCCAGGAUUCACUACACACCCAUUCAGGUGCUGAUGAGAAGGAGAACUGGAAAUGA
Messenger RNA from Haliaeetus leucocephalus (bald eagle), 1485 nucleotides. RefSeq names its product PIF1 5'-to-3' DNA helicase (gene PIF1). The coding region runs from base 1 to 1485 and encodes 494 amino acids. The record is from RefSeq and is a predicted model, not a curated record. Gene Ontology annotation, molecular function: DNA helicase activity. The transcript has 12 exons. Gene Ontology annotation, biological process: telomere maintenance; DNA repair. Lineage: Eukaryota; Metazoa; Chordata; Aves; Accipitriformes; Accipitridae.